GCUUCUUGGUAUGAAGACACAUUUAGAUGAACAGAUAUUUAAUUAUGGAAGAUUAGUACUGGUAGAUUUGAUUGAUCAGAAGGGGAAAGAGUUAACAUUGGGAACUGCCUUGGCAGAUAAUGUUAGAAAUGUUCACAAUGACAAUAUCAGGUUAGAAUCAUUUGAUUUCCACAAAGAAUGCAGUAAGAUGAGAUGGGAAAGACUGAACAUACUCAUGGACAGGAUAGAAGCAGACAGGAAAGAAAUGGGCUAUUUCAUGUCUCUGCGGGAGGGCACCAUGCUGAGUCAGCAGAUGGGCGUGUUUCGAACAAACUGCAUAGACUGUCUGGACAGGACCAAUGUGGUACAGAGUCUUAUAGCAAGGAGGACGCUGCAAGACCAGCUGAUUAGGUUAAAUAUUUUACAAGAGGGAGAAAAAGUGGAAGAUCAGCUCUCAUUUGAGAAGAUGUACAAAAAUGUUUGGGCUGACAAUGCAGAUUUAUGUGCCAAGCAGUAUGCAGGAACAGGUGCUUUGAAGACGGACUUCACCAGGACUGGUAAGAGAUCAUUUUUAGGUCUGUUGAAAGAUGGCUACAACUCAACAAUCCGAUACUUCAAGAACAACUUCAGUGAUGGCUUUAGACAGGAUGCCAUGGACUUGUUUCUUGGCAACUACAUUGUAGAGGAGGAUGAAGGGGUGGCUAAGCUGUGCCCGCUCAGACAGGAGAGAGACUGGAAAUAUUUAGCUCUUCCAGCCAUUUUUAUGGUUGCAUUCUCCAUGUGCGUGAUAAGUGUUCUGAUACCAGAUGAGCAUGCCACAGAAACUUUGAUGUAUAUUGUGUUCUGGGGAGGGGCCAGUCUUGUCUCUCUUGGACUCAUCUAUUACUAUGGGGAUGAGUUUGUAGACCAACCUAAGCUGGCUCAGACAAAGACCAAAGUUGAAUAAAGUGGGCAGGGACAACAGUGAAAAGGAAGACUGUGAUGUGAAGGUUAUAGUGCUGGGAGUAAUUUUCUUUGACAGACUGAUUUCGGUGGGAAAAAGAAACAGAACAUCUCUCUCACCUCAGAUCUAUUUAGUUCAUGCAAUCAUAUCCAUUUUGCCAUUGUGGGCAAUAAAGACAGAGUGUAGAUAGAGAUGAGAACUUGAAAUGACUUGCCUCAUGGAGAAUCCAUGUGGAACUUGCUUCUCUUAAGCUGGCUCAAGGGAGUUGAAUGGAAGUUCAUUUUGUCUUUUUUGUGUGUAAAGAUAAGAAUUACAGUUUAAAUAUAUGUGCUCAGAAUAACUACAUAUCUUGUCUUUUUUUUCAUGU
Messenger RNA from Lingula anatina, 1289 nucleotides. Its product is annotated as phosphatidylinositol-3-phosphatase SAC1. NCBI's taxonomy places the organism in Eukaryota, Metazoa, Brachiopoda, Lingulata, Lingulida, Lingulidae. Gene Ontology annotation, biological process: phosphatidylinositol dephosphorylation. Gene Ontology annotation, cellular component: endoplasmic reticulum. The record is from RefSeq and is a predicted model, not a curated record. Gene Ontology annotation, molecular function: phosphatidylinositol-4-phosphate phosphatase activity.